AAUCCAACAAGUUUGAUGAAAAAAACUAAAGUGUUCUAUUGUAGUAUUCACACAACUUUGAUUGUUUCGCAGCAGAGACCAAAAAAAAAAAAUCUGGUCUGCUUUCUCCAUGAUCAGUGUGUGACUACUCAAGUCAAGGAAUUCACAGUUAAAAGACAAACUCGUUUAACAAAUAUGUAGUUACUGCAUGUGUUUUUUUGUUUAAUGGAUUUUAAAAACCCUGAAAUACAAUGUUAUUCUUGAACUUAUUAAACCAAAUAUGCUUUUAAAUACAAUAUUAGGCUUUGUGACUAUUUUUUUAAUGUCUACAUACUGUUAAAGAUAGAUUCUGUUGCAAGAAAUGUGAUGCUAGUCUAAAAAAAGAAAAUAUGCCAGUGAUGAGGAGUGAUGUAAAAAAUACAAUAUAAAACUACAAAUAUAAACUACAGGUUUUGCUUGUGGCUGAUAGUGACAGUGUUUCUAACACUCCAAUAAUGAGUGUGUAUGAGAAGCCAUUUUAAUCAGGCAUUGACUUUUUUUGUAGUAUCUUUACAACAUCCUAAUGCAUGUGGUUGGUUGCGGGCCUCUUCUGUGUUCUUCAUUUCAUCCCAAACCAAAUGCUGUCAUGGGUAUGAGUAAAUCAGUAUUAUAUGGCCUGUGAACUUAAGUUGUGACAGGGAGGCCAUUGUCCAGUGCUUUUCUUGUGUCUUUCUGUCCAAUUUCCCUUGUGUUACAAUCAUAACUUUCAUUUCCUGCUAAUCAGUCUGUGUUGUACUGAGAUACAACAGUGCAGACCUCUUUUCUUGGUUGUUAAGUUACACACUCUAUCCUUAAUAUAAUUCUUAUCCUAGUAAACUACUUAAUUAACAUAAAUACCAAAAUAUCAUACGAUCAUCUUGACCCAACUUAUCAAUGCCAAGCAUGUCAAAAAUUUCAGUCAGGCCAUUAUUAUACUCCAUAUACAUUUACAUACUCUAUACUAUUUAAAUAAUACAACAACAUAAAAGCCACAGAACUAAUGUAAAAAACAAAAACAAAAAAAAUAAACAGCUAAUUUUGCAUAAUUCACUAUAUUUUGUUUUUUUAAUGUGCUGGAAAGUGGUUUCACCAAAAAAUUAUGCUGACUGCACAUUUUUUACCUUUGCUGCUCUGAUCACCCAUAUAGGAUGAUUCAUUGGUGCACUAUUUUUUAUAUCACAUUUCUGUAAUCGUAAAUUCAGCAGUUUUUAUGUCACAUGGGUCUACAGGAUAUUCUUACUGGUUGCAUACAGGAAAUGCACAUCCUGUCUAAAAACAAAAUGUUAAAAACAGGUUUGAGCAAAGCAAACACCUUGAGCAAAGCAAACACCUUUAAAACAAUAUUGAGACCUUCUCUUCAGGCCCAGCAUCAUGCACAUCUGCAGGAAAAUAACUUCGAUGCUGAUGGUUCUUGUGUGUCAGUGUGUUACUGAGCAGCAGCAAGACAAUUCUGCAUCAAAAUUUUGUCUACAUCUGCCAUCUGAAGAACAGAUGAGUACUGUUCAGCCAACUACAGUGAACAGUAUGGUCAGCUGCUGUAUGCAGGUGUUGAAGGCAAGAAUUCCUCCUGAAAUAAAGCUUACAGGAUUCAAGAGGCAGUAUGCUUUUACUCCAUGUGUUGAUGCCAUUGUAUUUUACACAGAGAAGCAACAAUUCUGCUCUGAUCCUCAAGCAGACUGGAUAACACAACGAUUGGAGGAGUUGGUGUUGGAGUCACUCAAAACACUGAACUCAACGGCACCCGAGGAGCCCAAUACUUUAGUUAGCUAAAGUAUGUGCUUUAGUCUUGGUCACAAUUGUAACCUCUUGGAAACUACAGAGUCAAACUGUUCAAUUCUUAAUAAGAUCCAGUAGGAAGUUGCAAACAAUAAAGUGACAUAUUUUUGUUUUGUUUUUUAACUAACAUACAAUUGUGGGGAAAAUGAUAAAAUGAUAAACCAAGAAUAACUGCACAUUUCUUUUUAAUUUGACUUGGUUUCAUUUAUUGUAACAAUGUCUUGAAAUGAGACUCAAUUGCUGCAUCCAAAGCCGUGUACUGUCACAGUAUGUACCGUAUUUGAUGAAGGACGCACUUAUCUGCCAGCAAAACACUAACUUUUUUAGGUAUGCAUACAAGUAGUAUGAACAGAUUUCGGACAUACUUCAUCCAGGUACGUGGGCAUUGUCUCGUGACCCGAAUAUUUGAUGUAAGAACAACAACCGCAAAAAUGAUCUGCUUUGUUAAACAAGCACCAUUUAAGCACAAGGAACAAUUAUCUUGUAAUAUAUAUAGCACUUACAGUUGAGAAGAGCCAUCUGGCUCGCAAUUCACCGCCAUUCCUUUAAAUCCAGCGUUUUGACAGUUGAAAGCUAUUUGGUUCAUUAAAUGAAGCUUAACAUUGUCUUUGUGUUUGUUUUUGAGUUGCCACAGUAUGCAAUAGACUGGCAUGUCUUAAGGUCAAAAAUAGCAAAAAAGAAACAGCUUUCUCUAGAAACUCAUCUGUCAAUCAUUGUUUUGAGGAAUGAAGGCUAUACAAUGCUUGAAAUUGCCAAAAAAAAAAACUAAAGAUUUCAUACAAAGGUGUACACUACAGUCUUCAAAGACAAAGGACAACUGGCUCUAACAAGGACAGAAAGAGAUGUGGAAGGCCCAGAUGUACAACUAAACAAGAGGAUAAACAUCAGGAUCUCUAGUUUGAGAAAUAGAUGCCUCACAUGUCCUCAGAUGACAGCUUCAUUGAAUUAUACCCGCUCAACACCAUUUUCAUGUGCAACAGUAAAGAGAAGACUCAGGGGUGCAGGCCUUAUGGCAAGAAUUGCAAAGAAAAAGCCACUUUUGAAACAGAAAAAAAAAAAAAGAAAAAGGUUAGAGUGGGCAAAGAAACACAGACAUUGGACAACAGAUAAUUGGAAAAGAGUGUUAUGGAUCUUAACCCAAUUGAGCUUUUGUGGGACCGGCUAGACUGUAAGGUGCGUAAGAAGUGCCCGACAAGACAGCCACAUCUAUGGCAAGUGCUAUAGGAAGCGUGGGGUGAAAUGUCACCUGAGUAUCUGGACAAACUGACAGCUAGAAUGCCAAGGAUCUGCAAAGCUGUCAAUGCUGCACAUGGAGGAUUUUUUGAUGAGAACCCUUUUGAAGUAGUUUAAGAAGUUCUGAAAAUAAAAUUACAAUUGUAAUAGUAAUUUACACGUUAUUAAUGUCCUGACUAUACAUUGUGAUCAGCUGAAUGCUACUUUGGUGAAUAAAAGUACCAAUUUCUUUCCAUAACAUCAAAAUCUGUCCAUUAUUCAAAAUUUUGGCCGCCAGUGUGUGUAUAUAUACACUACUGGUCAUAUGUUUUGAAACACUUGACUGAAAUGUUUCUCAUGAUCUUAAAAAUCUUUUGAUCUGAAGGUGUAUGCUUAAAUGUUUGAAAUUAGUUUUGUAGACAAAAAUAUAUUUGUGCCACCAUAUUAAUUUAUUUC
Messenger RNA from Myxocyprinus asiaticus (Chinese sucker), 3441 nucleotides. Its product is annotated as C-C motif chemokine 2-like. Gene Ontology annotation, biological process: immune response. Gene Ontology annotation, molecular function: chemokine activity. Lineage: Eukaryota; Metazoa; Chordata; Actinopteri; Cypriniformes; Catostomidae. The record is from RefSeq and is a predicted model, not a curated record. Gene Ontology annotation, cellular component: extracellular region. The transcript has 4 exons. The coding region runs from base 1369 to 1767 and encodes 132 amino acids.